Messenger RNA from Saccostrea cuccullata (small rock oyster), 1953 nucleotides. Its product is annotated as transient-receptor-potential-like protein. Gene Ontology annotation, biological process: calcium ion transmembrane transport; regulation of cytosolic calcium ion concentration; single fertilization. NCBI's taxonomy places the organism in Eukaryota, Metazoa, Mollusca, Bivalvia, Ostreida, Ostreidae. The transcript is spliced from 9 exons. Gene Ontology annotation, molecular function: inositol 1,4,5 trisphosphate binding; store-operated calcium channel activity. The record is from RefSeq and is a predicted model, not a curated record. Gene Ontology annotation, cellular component: plasma membrane; cation channel complex. The annotation marks the transcript as partial.
UUUGUAUCCCAUCCCCACUGCCAGCAGUUAUUGACGUCCAUUUGGUACGAGGGUCUGCCUGGGUGGAGAAAGAGGAAUGGCCUGACCAAGUUCUUGCUAUGUAUGGGGCUUAUCCUGAUCGGUCCGUUCAUGGCUGUAUAUUACCUGAUCUUCCCACGGAGCAAGAUAGGACAACUCCUGCGGAGUCCGUUUAUGAAGUUUCUGUAUCACAGUGCCUCGUUUGGGGUGUUUCUGAUUCUCCUGGUGCUCUGUUCUACAGACAUCAGCAGUCCCAGUGACCGAGGAAACAUACGGGGACCGCCACCCUCGGAACUCGAGUGGCUCAUAUUCUUAUGGGUGAUGGGGUUUGUUUGGGCUGAGUGUAAACAGUUGUGGGAGGAAGGACUGAAGGCGUACACCAGACAGUGGUGGAACUGGCUAGAUUUCCUGAUGCUCUCGCUCUAUAUCGCUACGUUUUCUCUCCGACUUGUGGCGUACGUACAGAUAGAAUCAGGUAAAUACGGAGACAGGGACAUUCCCAGGAAGGACUGGCCCAUCAUUGAUCCUACCCUUCUAGCUGAGGGGCUGUUCGCAGUGGCCAAUGUUUUUAGCUUCUCUCGUAUCAUAUUCUUGGCUCAGGCUAAUCAACAUCUAGGACCCCUUCAGAUCUCUUUGGGAUGCAUGUUGAUUGACAUUGGGAAAUUUCUCUUCAUUUUCUUCCUGGUGCUGACAUCCUUUGCGUGUGGAAUGACCCAGCUCUACUGGUAUUACUAUAACAGUCGUGUUCCAGAGGACCCAGUGGCAUUUGUAUCGCUGGGGGAGAGCUAUGCGACAUUAUACUGGUCAUUGUUUGGGAUCACAACAAAGCAUGACCUCAGAAUCCAGAAUGGUCAAAACUUUACGGUGAUGCUGGGCCGCUUGAUGUUCAUGUUAUAUCAUUGUAUGGCUAUUAUUGUACUCAUUAACAUGCUGAUUGCCAUGAUGUCCAACUCUUUCCAAAAUAUUGAGAACCAUGCUGAUAUGGAGUGGAAGUUUUCCCGUUCCAAGCUGUGGAUGGGUUAUUUUGACGAGGGCUCCACUCUUCCUUCUCCCUUUAACCUUAUCAUCAGCCCUAAAUCUAUCUACUACGCUGUCUGUUUUAUCAAGGACCUGCUCAGUAGCUGCGUGCAGGACAAACAACAUUUCCGUAGACCUAAGCGCCGUACCUCUGUGGGCAGUGUAAAGCCUGUUCCAAGUCCAGUGCCUAGAAGAGAAUUUAUGGACAUAAACUCGAAAGGAGCAGUGCAGAUCUCAACCAGAAUAAAUAUUCAUUCUGAAAAACCACCAACAGAGGUGAAGUACCGCCCCCCUUUGAGUGCUCAGACCAGUGUCCGAUCUAAUGAAGAGAAGCAUUACCAGGACAUAAUGCGGCGACUGGUCAGUCGAUACAUUCAUCAGUUUAAGAAGGACAAACAGUUGGAUGGAGUAAAUGAAGAUGACUUGCUGGAAAUCAAACAGGACAUCUCCAGUUUGAGAUAUGAAUUGAGAGAAGAUCGUAAAAGGGAAUCCUACCAGGCAGCCAACCUGCUACAGAGCACAAAACAGGAAAUCAUCUCACUCAUACAGAAGUUUAACAUGACUGUUCACCCCCUACAAUCAGGGACAGGUCAAGGUCAAAGCCCACUGAAUGUCCCCACAGACAAAGUUCAGACAAGUGACAGGGGUCAAGUGUUAACAUCCAAUGACCUUGAACAGUUAAAGGAGGACAUUAUCAGUGGAAUUUGUUCCAGGUUACAUGAUAAUAUACAGACAUUUCAGGGAAUGGAAAGACUGCCCUCUAUUGAUUCAGAUCUCUACACAACCCAUCUCUACACACAACUGUAAUAAUGUAAUGCAGGCUGUGUAUAAAUCUCUACACACAAGUGUAAUGUAAUGCAGACUGUUUACAGAUCUCCAGACACAACUGUUAUGUAAUGCAGGAAGAUUAUACAUCUC